Sclerotinia sclerotiorum 1980 UF-70 is the source of this 174-nucleotide messenger RNA. RefSeq lists its product with no specific name. The record is from RefSeq and is a predicted model, not a curated record. Lineage: Eukaryota; Fungi; Ascomycota; Leotiomycetes; Helotiales; Sclerotiniaceae. The transcript has 2 exons. Bases 1 to 174 code for a protein of 57 amino acids.
AUGGCUCUCAAAGUGAGAAUAAAAGUCCCGUGGUUCCAGCCAGUUGUAAGCGCGGGGUGUAGGAAAUCGAGGUUGAAAGUCUCUGUGCUUGAGAGUAUAGCCAUCAUCCAUAUAUAUGAGUAUGGGAGCGUCCUUUUUGACGAGAACGGAUAUUUAAACUGCCCAGAAUUUUAA